Rhopilema esculentum is the source of this 1977-nucleotide messenger RNA. Its product is annotated as arylsulfatase B. The record is from RefSeq and is a predicted model, not a curated record. NCBI's taxonomy places the organism in Eukaryota, Metazoa, Cnidaria, Scyphozoa, Rhizostomeae, Rhizostomatidae. Gene Ontology annotation, molecular function: sulfuric ester hydrolase activity.
UCAGCAAGGUAGAUGCUGAAUCUCGAAGUGAAGGCAGGGUUCAGCCGGCGAAAUGGAUCGAAGUCUUAUAUUUACAUUUAUUUUCCAUCAUUUUCUGUUUUCAUUUUCAUGCGCAGCAAGUAAGCCUAAUAUCGUUAUGAUUGUUGCUGAUGAUCUAGGAUGGAACGACGUCGGCUUCCAUGGCUCCAAUCAAAUACCUACACCAAACUUAGACAAGUUAGCACUGAACGGUGUGAUACUUAAUAAUUACUAUGUCACCCCGAUAUGUUCUCCCUCAAGAAGCGCGAUUAUGACUGGAAAGUAUCCAAUCCAUACUGGGAUGCAGACAAGUACUGUUUUUGGACCAAAUGCAUGGGGCUUGGACCCAAAGGAGACUCUAUUACCAAGGUACUUGCAACUGCAAGGAUACAAAACGCAUGCUGUUGGCAAGUGGCAUUUAGGAAUGUCGUCGCGGAGUUACCUUCCACAUAACAGGGGGUUUGACACAUUCUAUGGGUACUACCUGGGUAAAGGUGACUAUUGGGAUCAUUCAAAUGUAGAAACAUUUUGGGGCCUUGAUUUACAUGAUAAUGACAAACCAGUUUUCAAUCAGUGGGGCAACUACAGUACUGACAUGUACACUGCAGAAGCAAUUGAUAGAAUUAGAAAUCAUAACAAGUCAGCACCACUAUUUUUGUAUCUAGCUUACCAAGCAGUACAUAGUGCCAAUCGCCAAGCUGACCCUAUACAAGCUCCUGAUAAGUGGAUUGAGAAAUUUCAGCAUAUUCAAAAUAUUGAGCGAAGAAAAUUUGCAGCAGUGACUGCUGCACUUGAUGAGGCAGUUGGGAAAGUUUAUCAGUCAAUAAGUGAUGCUGGAAUUCUUGACAAUACAGUUAUUGUUUUCACAACUGAUAAUGGAGGCCCUGCCAAUGGGUUUGAUUACAAUUAUGCAAAUAAUCACCCAUUGAGAGGUGUCAAGGCACAUUUAUGGGAAGGUGGUGUUAGGGGUGUAGCAUUCGUGAACAGUAAACUAAUGGGAAAACCAGGAAGAGUUUCUCAUGAAUUGAUGCAUAUUACUGACUGGCUUCCAACAUUUCUUGACUUGGCUGGUGGAAAGUCUUCAACCUUAAAGAUAGAUGGAAAAAACAUUUGGGGUGCUAUUGCAUAUGGUGAACAGUCACCAAGAGAAGAUAUCUUGCUUAACAUUGACCCAUUAUUAUACAAAAAUGCUGCACUAAGAGUUGGAAACUAUAAAAUUAUCCAAGGAGAGAAAGCUGGGCCAUGGUCAGGAUGGUUUCCACCACCAGAAGUGGACUUAGCUCCAGAACACCCAAACCCUAUUAUAAGGGAAGCUACCAUCAAAUGUGGUCCUAGGCCAGCCAAUGCAACAAAAGACUGCUCUGAUGCAUGUUUAUUUGACAUUAAAAAAGACCCAUGUGAAUAUAAUGAUUUGUCAAAUGAGCAGCCUGAAUUGAUGUUGGCUCUUCUUGACAGACUGAAUGGCUACAAAGGGGGUAUGGUAAAACCAAGGAACAAUUUUACAAAUGACCCACUUGCAAAUCCAAAGAUACAUGGAGGAAACUGGCAGCCCUGGCUCCCUUGAAGUUCAUUUUUUAUGCUUCUGAAGGAAUGCAGAUCCAUGAAAAUAUCAAAUGACGAUAUUUUUUUACCAAAUAUGACUAAUCAGUUAAUUUCUAAGUAAAAAAGCAGUCAAGUCAUCACUCAAUUUCAUAAAUAGGGUACAAUGGCAAACGAGAUAAUAUGUUGAUUAUUCUUUUUAUUGUUGGUAACCAUCUCUAUAAUUUUGAUAUGAGUAGGAGCAAUAUUGGAAUAGUUUAUAGUAAUUUAUGAUAAAAUGGUAAAUAACGAUAAUUGUACAUAAUGAAUGGCAAUGGUAAAUAAUAAAAUAAUUUCUAGAAGCUGUUUUUGGGAACUGGUUUUGUAAUGUAAUUUUUUUAUUUUAUUUCUAUGAAUUUUUCUUCAAUGAAAAGAAGUUUA